This is a messenger RNA of Loxodonta africana (African savanna elephant), 1945 nucleotides long. RefSeq names its product COMM domain containing 7 (gene COMMD7). The record is from RefSeq and is a predicted model, not a curated record. The coding region runs from base 53 to 799 and encodes 248 amino acids. Gene Ontology annotation, molecular function: NF-kappaB binding. Gene Ontology annotation, biological process: tumor necrosis factor-mediated signaling pathway; negative regulation of DNA-templated transcription. NCBI's taxonomy places the organism in Eukaryota, Metazoa, Chordata, Mammalia, Proboscidea, Elephantidae. The transcript is spliced from 9 exons.
AGGCGGCAGGGGCUGCGGGGCCUGGGGGGCCUGCGACGCUGGGGCGGACGCCAUGGGCCGCCUGCACUGCACUCAAGACCCUGUGCCCGAGGCUGUGGGCGGCGACAUGCAGCAGCUGAACCAGCUCGGCGCGCAGAAUGAAAUAACAGAGCCUUGCUGGGAGUAUGCGUGGAGUUCAGUGUGGCAGAGCAGAGAAGCAGAUGCAUUUGACCGUCACACUACACAUUACAACUUUAGGGCCUAUAAGCAGUUCUCAGCCCUUACAGAAGUGAUUUUCCACUUCCUAGCUGAGCCAAAAGAGGUGGAAAGGUUUCUGGCUCAGCUCUCUGAAUUUGCCACCACCAAUCAGAUCAGUCUCGGUCCCCUCAGAAGCACUGUGAAAAGCCUCUUGCUGGUCCCAAAUGGUGCCUUAAAGAAGAGUCUUACAGCUGAGCAGGUCCGGGCUGAUUUCAUAACUCUGGGUCUUAGUGAGGACAAAGCCACUUACUUUUCUGAGAAGUGGAAACAGAAAUCCCCCACCCUUGCUCGAUGGGCCAUAGGUCAGACUCUGAUGGUUAACCAGCUUAUAGAUAUGGAGUGGAAAUUUGGAGUGACAUCUGGGAGCAGUGAACUGGAGAAAGUGGGAAGUAUUUUUUUACAAUUAAAAUUGGUGGUUAAAAAAGGAAACCAAACUGAAAAUUUGUAUAUAGGUGAGUCCAAAUUCCCAUACAAGCCCUUUUACAUUUUCCAUGUUCUCUUUAAUUGGUGGACUCAUGAAGUACAUCACAAAUCAUCUCUACCAGAAAAAAAAAAGUCAUAACUGAGCCAUGGAAUAGCUUUUUCCACUGCCUUUCCUCUCAUAAAAGAUAAUAUGAGGAUCAUUAAUAAGCCAUGAGGAGGUUGGAGACACCACAGUUGAAGAACCUUUUUGAAAAAGGGAAAAGCGGGGAAGGAAUGGCUGAGAUUGAAGGUUUCAGAAGCUCUUGCUGUAGAAGUCACAUUGAACAUCCUGAGUAAUACCCUUUCAUCUCUUUGUGCUGUAGAGUUAUGCCGUUUAAACCCUUUUUUGAAGGAGCUGGGAGCCUUCUGUGUUCAAGGCUCUCAGUUCUUUAUCAUGAUCGAUUACCCUCCAAGAGCUGCUCAACUGUACUAAGCCAAAAAAAAAAAAGGGAGUGAAAAUUAAUUCUGGAUGAUUCUGUGGAGCUGGGAACAUUUACCUGAAGCUGAAUUUUCUCUCCCCAGAAUUAACCUUGCCCCAGUUCUACAGCUUCCUGCAUGAGAUGGAGCGUGUCAGAGCCAGCAUGGAGUGUUUCAGCUGAUUUCUGCCCCCUACAUCUCCACUCUGCUCCCCUCCCCUCCCUGGGUGACUGCCCUGGGAGGCGUCUCAUUCACAGGCCUAUUGGGUGCUUAUUUUGCCUUGCUUCCUUCUUGGGAGCCCAGGUGUAAAGGUUUCUGAAAAACAACAGGAUUAAGUACUUAAAGAGCCCUGCACAAUCACCCUAUAAACUCUUUGUUAAGGAACCACCAUCUAUCUCCAGGGAUGCUUUUUAGAUAUACAAACAGAUUCUGGGAAGAAAAUGAGUCAUCUCCCCGUCAAAGCUCUAGAGUAAACAGAUGGUGCCCUCACUCAAGGUACACGCAGACCACCCUGCCCCCGAAAGAACAAGAACUCAUUUAUGGCUGAACAAGAGGCAGAUUAUAGGAAUGACACACGUGGAGAGCCCCAAGGAUUUCUGCACACUCUACUUGUGGUUGUAGUGCAGUGCUAAUCAGGUUUUAAUCUGAGCAUUGUGUAUAAAUAUGUGAUUGGUCAUCUCUGAAAAGAGCUGAGGCUAAACUCUGCCCCCAGUUCUGGUUUUGCCCUGUUGUGUUAUAAGUUGGGCCUUUGAGAUUCUUAUAGCUUAUUUUGGUUGAAGCUGACCUCUUGUGUUGGUUAGGUGCUGAAUAAAAAAGGUUCUGAAGAAAA